Molecule: messenger RNA, 576 nt
Organism: Lachancea nothofagi CBS 11611
Lineage: Eukaryota; Fungi; Ascomycota; Saccharomycetes; Saccharomycetales; Saccharomycetaceae
Source: the annotation of a GenBank genome assembly
AUGCUUCGCAAACGUGCUACUUACGAGAAGGCGAUAGUUUUUCCCAAUGACAACGAGAUCUUGGACGAAGACGACAAUGGUGCUAGAACUCGGUUUACGUGGCUGGACGUCUUACGAAUCGUCGGUGGGCUAGUCCUGCUGGGACUCAUUGCAGGUAAGUUCAUGACUGACUCAGUGACCUGGAACUACUGGUCAAGAUCCCGCAGUUUGGAAACUUUACGACAAAUUCCAAAGUUUUGGGAUGGCCAAACUUUGCCGCUAGAGUUUUCGCUCGAGCAGCUGCACACCUUUGAUGGCUCGAACCCGGAGACGCCCGUUCUUUUGGCAAUCGAGGGCCAUGUUUUUGACGUUUCGCGCAAGAGCGGGUUAUAUGGGCCCCGCGGAGCCUACCACAGAUUUGCAGGCACUGAUUGUUCCCGAGCGUUCAGUUAUAGACUAUGGAGUAUGCAGGGCCUUCGAGAACCAUGUAGCAGUGACCUGAGUGGGCUAUCGCCAGAAGGUCUUCAUCGCGUAGAUGAAUGGCUCGAGUUUUUCCAGCAUCGGUACCCUUACAUUGGUUAUGUCAAGUCUACAUGA